ACUUCAGAUCAAAUUAGUUUUGACUUUUUGGUUACAUUAUAUCGCAAUAAUAAUAAUAAUAAUAAUAAUAAUUAUUAAUAAUCUAACACAGUAUGAAAUCAAUUCUAACCUGAAAAAAUGUUUGUGGAUUGUCUGAAAAAGUGUCGAGUUCCUAAUUAUAAAACCCCUUUUGAAAACCUUACAGUCAUCAGCUAUAUAGGUGCUGUACUUGUCGUUUACAUUGGCGGAUUGAGUGGGGCUAAGAAGGUCUUUCGUGAAUUGUUGGGUCAUGUAUUGGGCGCCCCUCAGUCAUUUUUCGAUAUACAGCCACGGGGUCGCAUACUUGACCGUCUGUCCAACGAUGUCUACAAAUUGGAUUCGGUAUUGCCCGAUUUAAUUCGUGUCUUUAGUUCGCAAGCGUUUCGGGUAUUGCUAGUUUGUUUUCGGAUUUGCUCAUUCGUCUUGGAGCUUUGAAAGCUGCUGUGUCG
This is a messenger RNA of Drosophila innubila, 467 nucleotides long. Its product is annotated as ABC transporter C family member 13-like. The coding region runs from base 118 to 453 and encodes 111 amino acids. Lineage: Eukaryota; Metazoa; Arthropoda; Insecta; Diptera; Drosophilidae. The transcript has 2 exons. Gene Ontology annotation, cellular component: membrane. Gene Ontology annotation, molecular function: ATP binding; ABC-type transporter activity. The record is from RefSeq and is a predicted model, not a curated record. Gene Ontology annotation, biological process: transmembrane transport.